This is a messenger RNA of Acanthopagrus latus (yellowfin seabream), 5925 nucleotides long. RefSeq names its product intermediate filament family orphan 1b (gene iffo1b). NCBI's taxonomy places the organism in Eukaryota, Metazoa, Chordata, Actinopteri, Spariformes, Sparidae. Bases 391 to 2280 code for a protein of 629 amino acids. The transcript is spliced from 9 exons. The record is from RefSeq and is a predicted model, not a curated record.
ACAUCUUGUUGCCAGAACUUCAGUGACGCGGUGACACUGGAUUUCAUUGUUAUUCAUUCACGCUCUGCGUCUUUUUUCCUUCGUUAACUCGCGUUUGUUUUGCAGAGCAUCUGACCGAGGCUGGGCUCGGGUCCCGUGGUGCGCUCCCUGCUCGCAGCCUCGUCCUGAGCCGCUUAUUUGAUGUUUAGUUUGCGGACGGUGAAGGAAGGAUCACGGAUCCACCAGCCGACGUUAAGAUCCCCUCAGCUUUAAGGAUCAGAUUCUUAUUUAGAGGCGGUUAUAUAAGCAGGUAAAUACUGGCUUUCUCUGUGCGCACGGCGCUAGGACAAGUUUAGCGGCUAUUUAUUAUCCAUUCAGUCAUUUGGAACAAGAUAAUUCCCGUCCGUGUUCAUGCCAGAUCUGCAGCGCUUUAGUUUUCCAUACCAUAGCAUGAAUCCUUUGUUGGGGGCCAAUACGCAUCUCCAACAGCAUCCGCAGCAGAGCCACACUCCCGGACACCCAGACUCCCCCUCAGGCCUCCUCCCCGACGCCGUUUUCGGUGGACCGGACGCGGCGUCUUUCCUCCUGGGUGAGCAGCCUGGCUCCGGGCCUGAUCAGCCGGGGCCUGACUUCACCGCACCCUCACAGACCUCCCCUUACCUCCACCCAAGCAGCCACUACCAGUCCCGCGCCGUGCCGCACCCCCCCGCAGCCAUGGCUCUGAGAAACGACCUGGGGUCCAACAUCAGCGUCCUGAAAACCCUCAACCUGAGGUUCCGAUGCUUUUUGGCCAAAGUGCACGAGUUGGAGCGCAGGAAUAAGAUUUUGGAGAAGCAGCUGCAACAGGCGCUGGAUGCCAACAAGGGCUGCCAGGGUGGAUGCUGUGAGACCCAGGAGACAGGUGUGCAGACAGGGUUUGUGGGGACCAUACCGCUCAGGCCCGGCUCCCUCCCCUUCCACAACACCAACAACUCAGCCAGGAGGCCCACGACGCUGUUCCCACCUGCAGCUGAGAACUCCAGCUCAGCCCAGACAAACACCUGUAACCCAUCCAUCACCAUCAGCCAGUCCUCUCCCUGUGUGGACUCCCCUGGCUCGGGCCCUAAGACCCUCCUCAACACUUCUUCCGCCACCACAGCCCAGGGGACCUCCACCAACCCUCCUCCACGCUUCCUCCCAGGCACCAUCUGGUCCUACAACCACACCCGCAAGUUUGGGCCCGGUGCGGAGCGUCUGACCAGCCCGGGAGUGUCCUGGAUGCACCCCGAUGGUGUCGGGGUCCAGAUUGACACCAUCACCCCUGAGAUAAGGGCGCUGUACAACGUCCUGGCCAAAGUGAAGAGGGAAAGGGACGAGUACAAACGCAGAUGGGAAGAAGAAUACACCAUGAGGAUGGAUCUGCAGCAGAAAAUUGGCGACCUACAGGAGGACCUGCAGGAGAGUGAAGGCUGUCAGGACGAGCUGGCUCUCAGAGUUCAGCAGCUGAAGGCAGAGCUGGUUCUCUUCAAAGGGCUCAUGAGCAAUAACCUAUCAGAGUUGGACAGUAAGAUCCAGGAGAAAGCCAUGAAGGUGGACAUGGACAUCUGCCGCAGGAUCGACAUCACUGCUCGUCUCUGUGACGUAGCUCAGCAGAGGAACUGUGAGGAUGUGAUCCAGAUGUACCAGGUUCCAAACAAUCAAUCUCCCCUGAACUGCCACCGGAAACAAACGCCCCUGUCCUUGAAUGGCAGCGACUGUGACAAACCAGUCAGCGGCUCCGAGAGCGACGGGGGCGUGGUCAAAGACGAAGAGCACUGCAGUUCAUCGGCCAAUCAGAUCAAUGAGGAGAUGCAGAGGAUGCUGAACCAACUGCGUGAAUGUGAGUUUGAGGAUGACUGUGACAGUCUGGCCUGGGAGGAAACUGAGGAGACGCUGCUUCUUUGGGAAGACUUCCCAGGAUGCACUUUACCUCCUGACCCCACCCACCCACCAGGAGAGCAGGAGGACUGUCUGGAACAGGUGAUUAAUGACACUGAAUGUCUUUUCAAGUCCCGGGAGAAGGAAUACCAAGAGACAAUUGACCAGAUUGAGCUGGAACUGGCCACGGCAAAGAGUGACAUGAACCGACACCUGCACGAGUACAUGGAGAUGUGCUCCAUGAAGAGAGGCCUGGAUGUUCAGAUGGAGACCUGCAGGAGACUCAUCACUCAGACUGGAGACAGUAACCCUGCAGCACCUGCGUCCACGGACGACAGCGAACAGAGAGAGAGCGACCGCUCUUCAGCAUCUCCACCAUCCUCCUCGAGUGUGCCGAGGUCUUGACACUUCCUCCAUCCGGCAGCAAAGGGGACGUGACCUCUGCUGCGUCCAGCUUCAGCACCGCACCAUCGCAAUACACACCUGUAACUAUGGCAACACCGUGUUUACAUACAGACCUUUUGAUUUACUGAGUCAUGCUGUUUAUUCUUCCUGUGGUCAGCUUUGGUCAUUGAAGGAGACUUUGAGCAUUUGAACUGUGAUUGAGCAGCAGAGCUGAUGGUUUUUUUUUUUUUUUUGGUCCUGACUCCUUCGUGCAGAUGUCACUGCCCUGCAGAGGGGCGAGCUCUUCUCAUAGCUGGACCCUGUAAUUUUGUAUGUAAGAAAGUUGAAUCUUAUGAAUGUUUGUCCUGUGAAGAUUCAGAAUGUUGCAGCUCUGAAUUUAUCAUUGCUGUUCUUGUCUUGUUGUAUAGUGAGACACGCACAACUAAAAGAGUAGUGGAUGACUCUCAGCUAAUCGAGCGAGGAACCUCAUGUCCAUUUCACACCAAUUUACAGGCUGAUUAUUUACCUAACAGUAAACACGUAGAAAAAAGAGCAGGAUGGUCUGAGUUGUGCAACAAAGGUUGUCCUAGAGGUAACAAGUGAAUUAUCAGUAUGAGUAUGAUCAGCAACUUUGGCGUCAAUAAUGAUGAGUGUGAGUCUUCAAUGUCUAGCAAGAUGUCAUGAUUCAGCAUUUAACUGCCUUACAGCUGCAGCUUCUGAGCUUGUGUACGUACGCUAAGAGACUAAAUCACAGGCAAACCUUAAACGCGCAGUAUGUAACUUCAGCUGCAUUGAAACCAAAAGACCGAAAGUUUCAUGACGUCGUGAAGUAGCGUGGGAUCAUGGGAGUCAUUGACUUUGUCAUUGCUUGUUGAAAAUGGUGUGACAGAGGCAAAAAAGUUCAAGGAUGAGGGCAAGUUUUACUCAUGUUAGGUGAAGUCACCCUCGCCGACUUCCUUCCUCACCUCCCACUAUAUCCUCUGGUGUUUCCCUGGUAGUUAUAGCAACAGGCAAAUAAAACGUGCCACUACCUUUAAUAAGAUUAUUCUGGAGUUCUCUAAAAACUAGAGUUUGAGUGCUUUGGAGCUCCUCGAUCCUAAACAUUGCAUUAAACCUAUGAUUUAUAGAUAUCACAGUUCAAUCACUGCAAUUCAAAAAAACAACAUUUUAACAGUAAUUACAUUAUUGGCUUUAAAAAUGAUUUCGGUGUCAGGUUUAGGACGUGGAAACCAGACGGAGGCACCGACAUCUAUUUCUCAGUGACUGUAACUAAGUAGAAGCAGAAGCAUUUUUAAGGAAAGUUAGAACCCCAACCCGUUAAACAAUGUUUAUAUCAUAUAACAAAAAAACCACAUCUGAAAUGCGUCGAACAACACAGGUAAAUAGUUCGAGGCGCACAAUAUAUACUGGACUGAUCAAUUAUCUGCUGAAAAUUAAACUGUAAUUGAUAAGUAGAGCCGUUAAUAUAAAGCCAAGUUGCUUUCACUGACUUAAGCGCAGCAUGUACACACUCUGAUACAGUAGGUGUUAAUAUGAACCUUUAAUGUUGGUUCGUGAUCCACCAAUAAACACGGAAGAAGAACAACAACAACAACAGGUGCAGCAUGUUGUCGUCGGACUCAUGACAUCAAACUGCAGCACCAGUCAUCAUGUCAGCGCCGGCAUGCACGUUUAUUUACAUUUUCAGAGGAAGACAGCAUGAUUGCAACUUGCAAUGAAUGUUCCACAAAAGGUUUAGAGAGGAGGACACAAAGACUAUGUGUUUUAACAUACAUUAUUAGGGCUGUGGACAGGUUAGGAACUACUUUUUAGAAUCCAAAAAUAUAAAACUGGUGUUUAUCUUAUCGCCAGUGAGAAGCAGGUAAUUACUGGCUACAAAAAGACACUAUAUUGCUCAUCCCUAUUUUGAGGUGUGUAAUUUCUCUUCCUGGUGCUUCAUACGAAACAUAAAGGUGUUGUUUUCAGUUCUAAAUGUAGCCACAGUCUUCGUCCUGUGCUGUUAAAACUCAGUAGCACCCUCUCAAAGCCGAUCUUGAGUCAGUUCCCUGUGCUCUCUGUGUCACUGACACUCAGGCAAGAAACGUCCUGUGUGAAUGCUACAGAAUGCUUCCAUUAGAAACGGAUCAGGUUCAAGCGGAGCUGCAUGGUUGAGCUGAAGGUCGUGUGAGGAUAGUAAAAGAAAUUAGCUGCUGAGUGCCAAAAUAAAAUGGUCAGAUUGAGGAACCAACAGGAAGUUGCUGGGGACAAAAAAAAAAAAAGGAAUGACUAAACAUAGCUGCCGAAGCUAUUUCACCAAGGUGCUUGAUGUAUAUAACUAAACCUAUUUUUGAGCCUGUAGACGUUUGCACAUAGAAAGGAAGAGCAAAGCAAAAAUGUAAAUGAAACAAUCAGCACUAUUACUUGUAGAACGUGUAAUGACAAAUGUAAAAAUAGAAAAUUAUAUUUCUUCAAUUCAUAUUUCCUCACAUUUUCCUCAUUGUUGCUGGUGGGGUACUAGAAUAACAAAUUAACAUGAACACCUCAUUUUUACUUUAUUUAUGUUUUCUGUGCACAUUUAGCCAACUUUAUCUCUGACACUCUGCUACAGUAACUGUCAGGGGAACGGCCCCCUGCUAUCACUGCUGUAUUAUCAGACACUGUUGACUAAACGUAGUCCUGGCUGUAGUUUCCUCUGUGUGUUUGAACCAGGUGAAAUGUUUUUUUCUUCUGCUUCUACUGCAACUUGAAGACUUUAUUUCACUCGGAGUGAUCGUUUAACUGAAGCCUAUAUAAACUCCUGCAUGUGUGGCUGUUGGAAAUCAGCUGAACGCUAAUCGCAAUGUUUCACUGAACAGAAGGAGGAUGUCAGAGAUGAACUGUGUGAGACAUAAAAACACACCAUUUUCCUUUGUACAGGUUUACCUUCACACACUGAGUGAGUCUCUAUGUAUGCAUGUGUCAGUGUGUGUGUUUCUGGGUGUUACAUAUGUAAAGUGAGUGUUUUUAAAAGAAAAAGACUUUUACCGGGGCAAAUGUACAACAUGAAGAAGAGGAAGGAAACAUAACAAGUCCAAUUGACUUAACAAGAGAAAUUUGAGGCCAAAGUGUCUUUUGACAAAAUUGUAAAUAUUCAAAUCAAAUGACAAUGGAGUUAUCUUUUCCAUGGGUACUCUUUCUUUAUGAGUGUAUGGACUUGCCAAAUAAAGUCAAUUUAAAAAUAACUCAAGUAAAAAAAAAAAAAAAACUACUGAAAUGCAAAUGCUUUAGCGAAAUGACUGUACUGAUGGCUAUGAUAAUAUAUGUGUAAAGGAUAUAUAUAGCUUUGGAUAUAUACUUGUGUUCAAAGACUGCAGAAGAAGAUUGCCCACAGUCACACACCUGAAAAGAAAACAGCUUCAAGUUUUCAAUUAAGAUGAAAUUACCCAAUUGCUGUAUUUAGCUAUUUAAUGUUAAACAAAGGCAGUCAAUGACAAAAAACCCUUAUCGCUUCAGAGGAGAAGCCUUUUUUCAAAACCACUCGGAUUGGAUUUGUCUCAUUAUGAUGUUGACUGAAUACUCCAGAUGUGUGACUAUGCAGCUUUAUAUAUCAAGACAGUAAUCUAGGCUACACAAGCUUCACUGCAGAGCUACAGUAUGUAAUGUGUCAAGACAGACUGAUAGAAUAAAAGAUGCAACUGAGCAACAAGA